AUGCCUCACACGUCGACUCGCGGCGCGGCGCACUCGCUAGACGAGACGCCCUUCCCCAACUCUGCCGCCUCGACCGCUCAACGCCCUCGGCAUGGCUUCGCUGCGCCUCGUCCCGCUUCGACGCCCGUCGUACCGCCUUCAGACCGCGUGUCGCCUACCCUGCAGCGCUUCCACUCGUCCUCCGGUCCUUCCCCAGCCGCCUUCGACGCCUCCACCACCGCCUCCUCCUCUCACGCCCUCUCCUCUCCGGCACCUGCAUACCAUCUAAGCCCCUCCGUCCCCGCCUCGCACAGCUCCUACACGUUCUCCUCGUCGCAGCAGUACGCCUCCGGCUCAACCUCGUCGUGGUCGGACCUCCCUUACCCACGCCAAGACGAGAGUUCCGGUAUUCUGCGCGGAGGAGCGAGCGGCCGAGUUGGCUCGAGCGAGGACGGCGUCAGGCGCGAGCUGCAUGAAAGGGCGACGUACGGGGAGGAGAUUGUGGCGGCGAUCAAGGAGGAGGAUGAGGAGGUCGAGCGGAGGGAGCGUUGGGUGCUGGAGGCUUCGCUUGCGCCGGUGGCUCAGGACCGCUUCGCAGGCCAGUUUGUCCAGCAGGGCGACGGGUACUAUGGCCAGGACGAGUUCUCCGCGUCGCACUCGACAGCUCAGCCGGCGGGCGAGGUCGGCGAUGAGUUUGACUUUGCCUUCGACUCGCCCGGUCUCGUCGAGACUCGUCACAUCCCUCAAUACCCGUCCGCUGGAUUGCAGACGGCAUACGACGGCUAUCGCGACAGCGGCUACGGCGGAGGAUCGGGAAGUCAUGCUGCGCAGGGCGACCACUCGCCAAUCUCGCCGCUUUCGCUCUGUGCGGACGACCUGCACCGCCAUCCAGACCAGCAUUCGUAUGCCUACCGGCCAGACCCGCAGAGCGCCUACUACGACUCCGACAAAUCCGCCUCGCCUGAAUCGCCGCUCCAGCCUUUCUUCGUCCCGGCAGGUUCGCGACCGGUCCCUUUCGCUUCCGCUUCCGCUUCCUCGCACUUCGGCCGCACCAAUCCUCUCCAUCCGACGUACAGCCACUCUGCGCCGUCUGUGGUCGGGCACUUCCAGCACGUCCCCGCUCAACCCGGCUCUUACGACUACGAGGAGAUGCCCGACCCAGCCGCUCACUUCGCCCCGUACUACGCCUCCUACGAGAUGAGGUCGCCGAUGACAGCCUUUCAGUCCUUCCACAUCGCACCAGGCCCGCAGUCGCCAGCCGACGAAUUCCCGCCGCCUUUGCCUUCCUCGCCUCAAUCGCUUCCGACGACGACAUCCCCUCUCUUCCCAGCCUACAAUGCGUCUCGUCACGGUACCGUCUCUCCCCCCAGCUCGCGUCGUUCCGUAAUCGCAAACGCCUUGGUUCAUCGCCAGACUCGCCCGCAGUCUCUCGAGAUUGCCCAAGCCUUCGUCAGAGUCGAGGAUCCCGACUCACCUACUAUCCUCGCUUCGCCUGCUCCUCUCUCGCCCUCCAGCCCGCAUGCCCCGUCCUCGAGCAGCAAGACAGCCAAGGGGAAGAAGCGUCGCUCUACGUCCUCCGCUUCCUCCGUCGACCCCGAUUGGACGCCCUCGUCGCCGACUCGCGCACCUUCCUCGCCUCGUCACGUGCAUGCCACCCGCGUCUCACCGAUUACGGGCAAGCCUGUCAAGGUCAUCUCGCCGAGGAGCUGGCCGCCGAAGGACCAGCACAAGCGGAUCUACACGUGCGACUUUCCCGGCUGCGACAAGAGCUUCGGCCGUCCUUCCGCUCGCGACACGCACAUGCGCUCUCACAGCGGCGUCAAGCCGUUCAUGUGCCCCAUUCCUUCCUGCGGCCGCACCUUCUCCGUCUUCUCGAACCUCAAGCGCCACAUGAUCGUCCACCCAACCGUCGACUUCCGCCAUGUCACCGUCAACGACCUUCCCUUGAUCCACUGGGUCCCGGACGCCGAUCCCGAGGCGUCGAAGGCGGCGGGUGGCGAGGGCGGCCGGCUCGAGUGGAUCGACGAGGAUGUCGAGGAGUCAGAGGACGCUGCUGUCGGCGAGUGA
Rhodotorula toruloides NP11 is the source of this 2046-nucleotide messenger RNA. Its product is annotated as zinc finger, C2H2-type domain containing protein. Gene Ontology annotation, molecular function: DNA-binding transcription factor activity, RNA polymerase II-specific; RNA polymerase II cis-regulatory region sequence-specific DNA binding. Lineage: Eukaryota; Fungi; Basidiomycota; Microbotryomycetes; Sporidiobolales; Sporidiobolaceae. Gene Ontology annotation, biological process: regulation of transcription by RNA polymerase II. The transcript is spliced from 4 exons. The record is from RefSeq and is a predicted model, not a curated record. Gene Ontology annotation, cellular component: nucleus. Bases 1 to 2046 code for a protein of 681 amino acids.